CCAGCCAGGCUGCCAGACCGGAUCGCCAGUGGGGCGCCAGGGCGGGGCGCACAGUCGAGCGCCAACCGCUAGAGGCCGAUCCGCGGCGUGCUGCCCGGUCACCACCCGCCAUGGCCCGCGCUGCCCCGCUGCUCGCCGUGCUGGCCACACUCCUCACCGCCGCCGCUGCAGGCGGAGACGCACCGCCCAGGAAAAUCGCUGUUAUUGGAGCUGGGAUCGGGGGCUCUGCAGUGGCCCAUUUCCUUCAGCAGCACUUUGGACCCCGAGUGCAAAUUGUCGUCUAUGAAAAAGGGACUGUGGGUGGCCGCCUGGCCACCAUCUCCGUCAACAAGCAGAACUAUGAGAGCGGGGCAGCCUCUUUUCACUCUCUGAGCCUCCACAUGCAGGACUUCGUCAAGCUGCUGGGGCUGAGACAGCGGCGCGAGGUGGUGGGCAGGAGCGCCAUCUUCGGUGGAGAACAUUUCGUGCUGGAGGAAACCGACUGGUACCUGCUGAACCUCUUCCGCCUCUGGUGGUACUACGGCAUCAGCUUCCUGAGGCUGCAGAUGUGGGUGGAGGAAGUCAUGGAGAAGUUCAUGAGGAUCUACAAGUACCAGGCUCACGGCUAUGCCUUCUCGGGGGUAGAAGAGCUACUCUACUCAUUGGGUGAAGCCACCUUUGUCAACAUGACCCAACGUUCCGUAGCUGAGUCCCUGCUCCAGGUGGGCGUCACACAGCGCUUUAUUGAUGAUGUCGUCUCUGCUGUCCUACGGGCCAGCUACGGCCAGUCGGCAUCAAUGCCCGCCUUUGCUGGAGCCAUGUCACUAGCUGGGGCUCAGGGCAACCUGUGGUCCGUGGAAGGAGGCAACAAGCUGGUUUGUUCUGGUUUGCUGAAGCUCGCCAAGGCCACCGUGAUCCAUGCCACGGUGACCAUUGUGACCCUGCACAGUAUAGAAGGGAAAGCCCUGUACCAAGUGGGGUACGAGAGUGACAAGGGCAACAGCUCUGACUUCUACGACAUUGUGGUCAUUGCCACACCCCUGCACCUGGACAACAGCAGCAACAACAUCACCUUUGAAGGCUUCACUCCGCCCAUCGAUGACAUUCAGGGCUCUUUCCAGCCCACUGUGGUCUCCCUGGUCCAUGGCUACCUCAACUCUUCCUACUUUGGUUUCCCGGACCCUAAGCUUUUCCCCUUCGCCAACAUACUCACCACAGACUUCCCGAGCUUCUUCUGCACUCUGGACAACAUCUGUCCUGUCAACAUCUCAGCCAGCUUCCGGCGGAAGCAACCCCAGGAGGCUGCAGUGUGGCGAGUGCAGUCCCCGAAGCCCCUCUUCCGGACGGAGCUGAAGACCCUCUUCCGUUCCUAUUACUCGGUCCAGACAGCAGAGUGGCAGGCCCACCCCCUGUACGGCUCCCGCCGCUCCUUCCCAAAGUUCGCCCUCCAUGACCAGCUCUUCUACCUCAAUGCCUUGGAGUGGGCGGCCAGCUCCGUGGAGGUGACGGCUGUAGCUGCUAAGAAUGUGGCGUUGUUGGCUUAUAACCGCUGGUACCAGGACCUGGACAAGAUUGACCAAAAGGACUUAAUCCAUAAGGUCAAGACUGAACUGUGAAGGCUCUAAGGAGAGCCCAGGAACUCUGUCCCACACUGAAGAUGGAACGCACUCCAGCAGCACAGGACUGACGAGGCCACAUUCAUGGGCUGUGCGCCUUUCUCGGCCCUCAAGUGUUGAGCAGGUUCCACCAGGGUCCAGGUGAUCUACUGUCUGCUUAUCUAAGGAUCCUCUUAGAGGCUGCCCUUUUUAUUUUUUUAAGGGAGAGAUUAAGAAAAGGGAAGGAAAUUCAAGUCAGUGUUUUGUUUUGGGGGGGGUUGUUUUUUUGUUUUUUGUUUUUUGGUUGGUGGGUUGAGUUUUUUAUUUUUUUAUUUUUGGGAGUUCGGGUUUUGAUUUUGGGUUUUUUGUUUGUUUGUUUGUUUGUUUUAUUUUGGUUGUUUUGUUUUUGUUUUGUUACUGUUUUUCCCUGUUUUUCAAGAAGAAAUAAAAGUUCAUCCUCCAA
Molecule: messenger RNA, 2037 nt
Organism: Mastomys coucha (southern multimammate mouse)
Lineage: Eukaryota; Metazoa; Chordata; Mammalia; Rodentia; Muridae
Gene: Pcyox1l
Product: prenylcysteine oxidase 1 like
Exons: 6
Coding region: 111-1595 (494 amino acids)
Biological process (GO): prenylcysteine catabolic process; prenylated protein catabolic process
Molecular function (GO): prenylcysteine oxidase activity
Source: RefSeq, a predicted model, not a curated record